Messenger RNA from Merops nubicus (carmine bee-eater), 459 nucleotides. RefSeq names its product enoyl CoA hydratase, short chain, 1, mitochondrial (gene ECHS1). Gene Ontology annotation, molecular function: enoyl-CoA hydratase activity. The transcript has 5 exons. The record is from RefSeq and is a predicted model, not a curated record. Lineage: Eukaryota; Metazoa; Chordata; Aves; Coraciiformes; Meropidae. The annotation marks the transcript as partial. Gene Ontology annotation, cellular component: mitochondrion. Gene Ontology annotation, biological process: fatty acid beta-oxidation.
CUGGGUGGUGGGUGCGAGCUGGCCAUGAUGUGCGACAUCAUCUAUGCUGGGGAGAAGGCGCAGUUUGGGCAACCUGAAAUCCUGCUGGGGACUAUCCCAGGUGCUGGAGGAACGCAGAGGUUGACCAGGGCGGUGGGGAAGUCGCUGGCAAUGGAGAUGGUCCUUACUGGGGACCGGAUUUCAGCAGCAGAGGCUAAGGAAGCAGGUCUGGUCAGCAAAGUCUUCCCUGUGGAGAAGCUGCUGGAUGCAGCUAUUGCCUGUGCUGAGAAGAUUGCCAGCAACUCCAAGCUGGUGGCUGCCAUGGCGAAGGAGUCGGUCAAUGCCGCCUUUGAGACGACGCUGGCAGAGGGGACCAGGACAGAGAAGCGGCUUUUCUACGCUACCUUUGCCACCGGUGACCGCAAGGAGGGGAUGACGGCGUUUGUGGAGAAGCGUAAGGCAAACUUCACUGACAGCUAA